Phoenix dactylifera (date palm) is the source of this 1028-nucleotide messenger RNA. The record is from RefSeq and is a predicted model, not a curated record. Lineage: Eukaryota; Viridiplantae; Streptophyta; Magnoliopsida; Arecales; Arecaceae.
AAGUUAAAGACUUACUCUCCUCCCCCCUCUUCCUCUCAUUUCUUCCCUUUGCUUCAGCUCAUCAACUAUACCAUGAGUCAUUCACCUAAGUCCAAUCCCGCCGGAUCAUACCACGGCCUGUCAAUUCCUCCCCAACCCUACCACCAAAAGCCCCAAAGCUGCCGCUGCUGCCUCCUCAGCACCACCUACAAAACCUUAAUCGCCUUAUGCAUCUUCCUCGGCAUUGCUAUCCUCGUCCUCUGGCUUAUAUUUCGACCCCACAAGAUCAAAGCCGCAGUCGAGACCGCCACCCUCACCCGCUUCAACCUCACUGGCACAAACCUUACCUCCCUCUCCUACAACCUCUCCGCCGACAUCAGUCUCCGAAACUCCUACAGGAGGGUUGGCAUCUAUUAUGACGAUCUCCAUGGCGAGACCUACUACAACGGCGAGCGGUUCGGUUUCAUGACACUUCCUACCUUUUACCAGGGCCACAAGAACACUACCAUGUUGCACCCAGUCAUGGAGGGGACGUCGGUCUUCGGGCUCGAGAGCUCCGGCAUGGAUGAAUUCAGGAACGAAGAGAAGAUGGGGUUCUUCAACGUGGACGUUUGGUUAAUCGGACAAAUAAGGUACAAGUUUGGGUCGGUGGUCUCGAGGCGCCGCCGGCUGAGGGUAAGGUGCAAUAAGUUGAGGGUCCCGUUGGUGACGAAGGAGACUCCGGGAGCAGCCGGGUUUGGGAGGACAGAGUGCCAUGUGGCCCAUUACUGAUCGGUGAGCCAUGUUCUUUCUUCUUUGUUAAUAGCUUCUGUCGGUGGCCGUAUGUUGUUUUGAGGUAAAAAGGUAUGCAGCCGUCCAUGGCCGCCGUAAAGAGGUAAAGAGAUGGAUAACUAUUAGACAAGAUAGUUCAUGAGUAGCAAUAUCAUAUUAUAGACGGUGCUUAUUGUUUGAUAUCCAUCUUCUUGAUGGCAACAGUACUCUAUGAUGCAGCUCGUGCUUGUAUUUUAAUGGUCCGAGAACUAUAUAAUUUAGAUUGUGUUUUGGGGUUC